This is a messenger RNA of Anopheles darlingi, 6430 nucleotides long. RefSeq names its product toll-like receptor Tollo. Gene Ontology annotation, molecular function: protein binding. Gene Ontology annotation, biological process: signal transduction. Bases 1 to 4110 code for a protein of 1369 amino acids. The record is from RefSeq and is a predicted model, not a curated record. NCBI's taxonomy places the organism in Eukaryota, Metazoa, Arthropoda, Insecta, Diptera, Culicidae. The transcript has a single exon.
AUGGAGUGGCUACUGCGAGUGAUGCUGGUGGUGAUGGUGGUGCUAGUGGCGACCGUUGUAACCAGGGUAACGGUCGUAGAGGCACGCUCCAGCUUUCUCAACCGGAUGGAGAUGGCACCGAGGGGUUGCAAGUGGCAGCGUGUGUUGGAUGAGAUGGCCGCCGGUGGUGACGAGGAGGGUGCCGGUGGUCCGGCCACCGUCACGACGGUGCUGUCCUGCAAGCUGAAGACGAUCGGUGGUACGGAUACGCUGAUGCGUAACCUAACCGCCGGUCAGAUCGAGCGCAUCAACGCCCUGAAGCUGGAGUGCAGCGACAUCCUGUUCUUCGAGAGUUCGCUCGAAGCGAACCAGCAUUCGGGUGCGUUCCUUGGGUCGCUCAAGCGACUCCGGGAUCUGAAGAUCGAGUACUGCAAGAUCAAGUACGUGCCUUCGAUGGUGUUGUCGACGUUGCGUGACCUCCGGUCACUGUCCUUGCGCACCCACAACACCGACUGGUCGGCGAUGAACCUCGAGUUCCAUCCGGAGAGCUUCCGCGGGUUAACGGAGCUGAAGCGGCUCGAUCUGGCCGACAACAACAUCUGGGCCCUGCCAACGGAUGUCUUCUGUCCACUGUUCUCGUUGCGGCAUCUCAACCUAACCCGUAACCGGCUAACCGACAUCUCGCAGCUUGGGUUCUCCGAUUGGGGUAAUGGGCCUACGGCACCCGGGAAAGCCUGCAAUACCGGUCUCGAGGUGUUGGAUCUUUCACACAACGAUCUACUCUCGCUGCCCGACAAUGGACUUUCCUCGCUGCGCUCGUUGAGCGUGCUGAUGCUCCAGGACAACCUGCUGACGGCAUUGGCCGACCGGUCCUUCGUCGGGCUCGGUUCCCUGCGGGUACUGAACAUGUCGAGCAACAAGCUGGUGGCACUUCCACCGGAAACCUUCCAAUCACCGCGUGAACUGCGGCAGAUCUAUCUACAGAACAACUCCCUCUCGGUGCUGGCACCGGGACUGCUGGAGGGGCUGGAUCGUCUGGAGAUACUGGAUCUCUCCCGCAACGAGCUAACCUCCGAGUGGAUCAACCGGGACACGUUCGCGGGGUUGAAGCGACUGGUCGUGCUCGAAAUCAGUCACAACGCGUUGACCAAAAUCGAUCGUCACGUUUUUCGGGAACUGUACAGUCUGCAGAUCCUUAACCUCGAGGCGAAUCGCAUCGAAUCCAUUGCGGACAAUGCGUUCAGUGAUCUGAAGAACCUGGUCGCCCUGACGUUGUCCCACAAUCGGUUGAAGCGCAUCGAGCAGCAUCACUUCUCGGAGUUGUACGUCCUAAACCAACUGUACAUCGAGUCAAACCUCAUCGAAUCGAUGCAUGGCCGGGCACUGGAGAAUCUGACCAACCUGAACGACCUUAACCUCAACGAUAACCGGCUAACGGAGAUUCCGGAGGGGCUGGGUAAGCUGCGAUUCCUGAAGUCACUCGAUCUUGGCAAGAACCACAUCAACACCGUGAACAACGCAUCGUUCGAGGGGUUGGAGCAGCUUCUGGGGUUGCGGCUGGUCGAGAACCGGAUCACGAACAUCUCGCGUGAUGCUUUUGUGACACUUUCUUCGCUGCACGUCCUCAAUCUUGCCUCGAACCAGAUCCGCCAUAUUGACCAAUCGGCGUUCAGUGGCAAUCCAACGAUACGGGCGAUCCGCCUGGACAACAACGAACUGGAGGACAUUAGCGGUGUGUUUACGUCACUGCCGGCACUCGUGUUCCUCAAUGUGUCGGACAACCAGAUCCGUCUGUUUGACUAUUCCCACUUUCCGGUGUCACUCGAGUGGCUGGACAUGCACCAGAACAACAUCACCGAGCUGGGGAACUACUACGACCUAAACAAUCUGCAGAUCAAGAUGUUGGACGUAUCGUUCAAUCGGUUGACGGAAGUCGACGCCAAGUCUGUACCGGAUAGCAUCGAGACGCUGUUCCUCAACAACAACCUGCUGGAAUCGGUUGCGGCCGGUACGUUCCUGAGUAAGCGCAACCUAGAGAAGGUCGUCCUGUAUGGUAAUUACAUCCGGAAGUUGGAGAUUGGGGCGCUGGCAUUGACGCGCGUUGCCGAGGAUCGUGAGGUGCCACUGUUCUAUCUGGGCGAUAAUCCCAUUCAUUGCGAUUGUACGAUGGAGUGGUUGCAGGGUAUUAACAAGUUGGCUCAUCUGAGGCAACAUCCGCGCGUCAUGGAUCUCGAUACGGUGAUGUGCACGAUGGAGCAUGACCGGGGGGCGAGCAUUCGUCCGCUGAUGGAACUGAACGCCCAGGAUUUCCUGUGCCGGUACGAGACGCACUGUUUCGCCACCUGCCAUUGUUGCGAUUUUGAUGCGUGCGAUUGUAAGAUGACGUGUCCGGAUCGGUGUAGUUGCUACCAUGACCAUACCUGGAAGACGAACAUCGUGGACUGUGGAGCGGCCGAUUAUACGGAGGUGCCGGAACAUAUACCGAUGGAUGCGUCUACGAUCUAUCUGGACGGGAAUGAGCUACAGCAGCUCGGUAGUCAUCAGUUCAUUGGGAAGAAGAAGCUCGAAGUGCUGUAUCUCAAUGGGAGCAACAUCCGGAAUGUCCACAAUAGGACGUUCAGCGGAAUACCGAGUCUACGGGUGCUGCACCUCGAGAGUAACUACAUCCCGGAGUUGCGUGGCUUCGAGUUCGAUCAGCUGACCAAUCUGAACGAGCUGUACCUCGAUCGGAACGCGAUCGGGUUUGUCGGUGGACAGACGUUCCAAAAUUUGCGCUUCCUCGAGGUCGUCAAUCUGAGCGGUAACCGGAUCAGUGAAUUCCGGCCAUGGGUCGCCUUUGCGGCAGCUCGCGAAACGGGCUCCCUGCGGCGUGUUUCCCUCGAGGGUAAUCGGUGGCGGUGUGAUUGUGAGUCACUCGGUCGGUUGCAGCGCUGGAUACGGGAGGUGAGCGGGGAGUACGAUCUGAACCGUAUGGUCUGCGCGGAUAACCGGAUCGUGGCCGAUGCACUUGGUAGUUGCUCGGAGAACCGGUUGGACUUUGGUGGUGCUCUCGGUGGUCCGGGUGUGGAUCUGAGUGGUGAUGGUGAGGAAGCACCACCGACCGUCCACCGUACGGUACUGAUGGGUCACGGACUUAUCGGUGGUGGCUAUGUACCGUUGUUGGCCGCCGUCGUCGUCGCCAUCAUCGGAACGGCACUGAUCGUGGCGUUGGCCUGUGUAUUCCGGCAGGAUGUGCGGUUAUGGGCCCAUGCCCGGUACGGUGUCCGGCUCGUCAAGGAUCCUAUCAUCGUGGCCAGUAAGGAAGAUACGGAUCGCCUAUAUGAUAGCUACGUCGUGUACAGUGUCCAUGAUAAUGAGUUCGUCGGUCGUCUGCUUGGUGCCGAGCUGCAGCUGUACGGAUACUCCGUCUGUUUGCAUCAUCGUGAUGUCCAUCCGGGCGCGUUUCUCGCGGAUUCACUCCAGAGUGCAGCCGAUGCCGCACGGAAGGUGAUCCUCGUCGUCUCGAUGAACUUCCUGCAGAACGAAUGGUCUCAGCCCCAGUUCCGGGUGGCGCUCCAGUCGGUCAUCGAGAAUGUGCGGCCUGCGCAUCGGCGGCAUAAGAUCGUGAUCGUGCUGACGGCACCGAUCGAGCUGGUAUCGCUCGAUCCCAUCAUGAACCUGCUGAUCCGGACCUGCACCGUGGCGUGCUGGGGUGAGCGUAAGUUCUGGGAUAAGCUACGGUACGCGCUGCCGGACGUGAGUAAGGACCGGACGCCCAAGAAGCUGGGGGAUAUUACGCGUAGCCCGAACCUACGGUAUACGCCCGCACCGACAUCGCUGGAUCAGUGGUGCAAGCUCGGUGGUGCUGGUGGAGCCGUUCUCGUCGGUAGCGGGGCUGAUGGAGGACUUGUCGGUGCACCGAUGGGCGGUGGACCACCACCGGGUGGUCCGGUGGCCGUCCCACAGAGUACACCGUCGCAGAGUACCUGCAACACGGAGGAUGAAUCGUCGUCCGCCUCGUCGCAGCAGUACGAAGCGCCGAUGAGUCAGCACUACAACGGUAGCCGGUCGAGUGCCUCGCUGGGACACGUGUACUCCACGAUACCCGAGACGCCCCAGAUGGGUCGCAAUGGAAGAGCUUAUUUCGUGUAAGGAACGGCAUCCAUUUGUACAGUUCGAUUGGUGGUGAUGGUGGUAGGAGAGAAGGGAGACAGUUAAACAAGUUACUAAAAGUUAGCUCGAUAAGUUAAAGACAACUUUACACACAUACAGAGAGAGAGCCUCACAGACACAGGCACCGAGUCAGCCAAGUGUCAGGCAGUCCCCCGAAGUAGUACAGUGGGAUGGAAAGUCAAUUUUUGUUGAAUUUAAGUUUCCAACUCUCGGUAUAUAAGAUGAAUAAGACUUUAGGACCUUAUAAGAAGAAAAAGUGCAGAAGGCUACUAUGCGCUCCAUGUGUGCACCACUAUACAAGACGCUUCCUAUGUAAGCGACCGUUAUCUACCCCUUCUGCGUAUCCGUAUCUGUAUAUGUUAUCGAAUGCUCUACCGCGCCUCCAUCGUACUCCAUGUCCAUGCCUCUGAUUUGCCAAAUAUUACUUCCCAAAAGUCUCAGUCUCAGUCUACGUCUACGUCUACUUACGUGUUGCAAGAAGGAAUGGUAGGAAGGAGCAGAAGAAGAAGGAGAAGAUGGACACAGAACUCGAGGAAAGGGAACAAAAAAGGGAAGAGGAUGAUGAUGAUGAUGAGCGAUGUAGCACCACUACUAAUAGACACACACACUCUAUUGACUUAAAUGAUCGUGAUACUAGUUUUAUAUGGCCUUUACGACCCAGUCUGCCCAGAAGCGUCUGCUGGAGGUCUCCCCAAGAAGUAGAAGAAGAAGAACAAGCGAACGGAAGUAGAAGGUAGAAGAGGAAGCGGAUUAAUUAGGUUCCAAUAGAAUGCCCCAGGAGGAAUGGUCUUCGGCGCACAUCACAGCACCGCACACCGCAACACCACGAUCCCAUCGACCAUGGGCACACUACGUCACCUUCUACACUAGUACUGAAUGCUAAAGAUAGGAGCUGGAAGUUGCAGGAUCGCGGAACAAUGUCUAACAAGAGCCUAAUCGCCUCGCACCGCACCGCACCGAAGGUAAUUGUGGUGCGGAAUUGUUACUCCUCACGUGUCUGUGUGUGUAUUCUACGUCGAUCCCAGGUACCCUGUAAUUGUAGCUCUUAUUGCGUCAUUAACGUGGUCACAAACAAACACAGGGAUGAAGAAGCAGAACACACGCCGGUGGAAGUGGCGGUGGCGGUGAUGGUGCGGAAGUGUAGCUGGGUAAUAAUCAAACGUUGUUCCUCUCACACACGUUACUGUUUGUGGUUUGUUGAGGUGCCAUUGGGGGAAGCUGCGGGAACUGAAGAAGUAAAAAGGGAAGAGAGUAAGAAUAAGAAAGUCGCCGGAGGAAGUAACUUAGCUAGACAUAGAAAAGAGAGAAUAAGGAGGAGGAGGAAGAGAGAGAGAAAAAGAAGAGGAAAGGUGAAGAAGAAGUAGUGAACUGACCAAGUAACAACGAGAUAGAAGAAACUAACCCAAUAGAACAUGGUAAAGAACUUUAAGCAAAACUCGCAUAAGAAACCGGUGCAGCAGCAGCAGCAGCAGUAACAGGAGCCAAUCAAACAAACAUAAUGAUCGCAUGCCAUAAUGACUGCGUGCGUACUGGAGCAGCACAACAACACACACACUCACACACAGAAACAAGUAUUGUAAAUUAACAAGUUACCCUCCUUCUCAUCGCCGCUCCCAUCCAGAACACUAUAACACCUCAACCACACAUCACAUAAGAAAAAAAAACACGCAAAAGAAUCGCACAACAGAAAACAGCGCAAAGAGAACCCGGGUACAAGGCACAAGAACUCACAAGACGCGAAGCGAAAAGAGGAAGCGAGGAAGCAAGGAGCGUAGCGAGUGAAUGAAUCAAAUUAUAGCAUUACAGAUGAAAACAAAUUGAGUAAUAGGAGGACAGCGGCGAAGAGAUGAAAAUUAGAUAACUACUAGCAGCAGCAGCAGCGCGCAACGGAAGUAGUAAAGCAGGGCCCGGGCUAAGGCUGCACCAAAAGCACAGAGAGAAAGGAGAACAAGAAGGAAAACAGAAUUCACAUUCUAAUGAAAAAGGGCUCGCGCUCGUUCGCUCGCUCGCUCGCUAUUUUGUACAGUUCGACUAGAAGAUAAUAAUUUAUUACACGAAAAACAAGCCAACAGACUUAGCCCUCGGGCGGCCCGGGGAGAGUGUAUCUAAGUGUUCGGUUUUGUUCGGUAACACCGGAACCUGGCGCAGCUCCGGAACACAGCGAGUAUACAGCGAGAAAAAAAUGUAAAAUCCGCGGUUGGGGAAAGGGUGGACAAGGGCGCACCAUGUAAAGAGAGAAGAAGAAGAGAGAUGAAGAGAGAUGAAAAGAGAGAAGGAGAAGGAAUGAAAUACAAUUUUG